Messenger RNA from Rhipicephalus microplus (southern cattle tick), 1047 nucleotides. RefSeq lists its product as uncharacterized. Gene Ontology annotation, molecular function: metalloendopeptidase activity. The record is from RefSeq and is a predicted model, not a curated record. Gene Ontology annotation, cellular component: plasma membrane. Gene Ontology annotation, biological process: protein processing. NCBI's taxonomy places the organism in Eukaryota, Metazoa, Arthropoda, Arachnida, Ixodida, Ixodidae.
CUUAGCCUCGACGACUCCACUGAACCCGCUUCGGGCUUCUUCACACGUGAGUGGAUUCCAGCCGCCUGCCAAUGGGUCGCCCGCGCUGCCCGGUGUCACUACGCCAUAGACCUGGCAAUGGAGUCCGGAGAGCACCUGGACCGAUAUCAGCUGUACUGGAAGGUCAUCUACUUCUCGCCCCUCCUGGGACCUAUGAAACAACACCAUCGUGCAAGACACAGAUGUCUCCAGGACAGUCGCAGGUGCCGGGGCAGCAGCCAAGCUGGAGAUGGAGCACUUCAACGAAUCCAUUGCUGUGGAGGUUCGGAGGCACCUCGAAGUGGUUGACGCCGAGUUCAUGAACAGCGUGCGUCACCGCGACGUUCCGCUGAUGUCCCUCUUCACUGCCGAUACUCAGUAUGUGAAGAAGCGCAAGGCCGUCGUGGCAUCGCCUGGUCUCGUAAGCGUCAUAAUGAACGUCACACACAGCGCGGAUCCCAUCGCCACACUUCUCAUCGGAGCACCCGUCAUGCGAGCCAUGGUGCCACGCCGCCAGGGUGCGUACAGGUGGAGAUGGGCUAACCAGCAUCACCUAAACCAGGCUACCCGCUGUGUCGAGAGUAAGAUGGCAUCGAGCAAGGCGAUAGCCGAAAGGGUUAAAACCGAGACAGCCGUCCUUGAGCCAUUGUUCGACGCCUACCGACGAAGCCUCGCCGAUGAAAUAGGCCUUGGAACGGCGCCUCACGCAGCAGUACAGCAACAACGAGUUGUUCUACGUGUUGUGGGCCCAGGGCCACUGCGAUGACCCGCUUGCCGAAGUGGUCGUCAAUGGUGUCGCCAACAACUCCGCUCACUUCGCCAAAACUUUCGGGUGCUCUCGCGGCGACAAGCUGUGGUCCGAGGACAAGUGCAGCUUUUGGACAUAGAUCACUCCUGUCAUCUUUGUUAUGUAUCCGUGUUUUUUUUUCUUCCAAACGCUUGUUGCUUGUUUCAUUUUGGGACCAUUUUUAUUGCUUGUAUGAAGUGCUGUAAAAAUACACUUUGGUUUACCGUCUACUUAUAAUGACU